GAUUUCUAGAGGCAAUGUUUGUUUUUUCAACUUAAUGAUGUCUACCAUGGGAAUUCUUACUAAGUAUACCUGUUAAGCUUUCAAGCUACCACUAUAACGCUGCUAUGCAAAGCAAUUGUAACGGUGUUUACCGGCAAUCAUUUAAUUCGUCUCAGGUUUCAGGCUGCAAUCUAGAGUGAAUUCUUGUGCACUACUUAGCUGUACAGAGGAAGGGCUAGCAACCCCUUCCUGUAAAGUAUACAAUCAUGUACCCUGCUACUGAAACAGCAAGGACGCCUGCUGCCGCAAGGCACUAUGAGGGUCUGAACGAAUGAACGAACGAACAAUAACAUCUGUAACUGCUAAAUACCCGAAGUGAUUCUGAAGAAACCUUGAAACUCUAAAUUUCAAACAACAGCCAUAGUCUCACCAAAAAGAGUUGGUAAAAAACAAAAAAAAAGUUUGCUAUAAUGAUUGUUCACGUCUCGCCGUUAUUAAACGUAGCGUUCUUUUGAUGGUGACACCUUCUAGCCAACCCAUUGAAGACGCUUGUUGCCUCCAAUGGCAAGUUUGCGCUGGACUUGUACAAGAAGCUGACCAGCCAGUCUGACGGGAACAUGUUCGUGUCUCCUCUGAGCAUCUCCACGGCUCUGGCUAUGACGUAUCUUGAGCUGACCCUCCACAAGACGUUUGCUAAACUGACGGAGACCACGUCGACCAACAUGACGUCAUACACGCUGUCCAUGGCAAACCGACUCUUCGUGCAGGAGGACUUUGACGUGCUGCAGACCUACAUAGACGGCAUGAAGCAACACUACGGGGCGGAAGUUGGCAGGGUCGACUUUGGAGACAGCAAGGUUGCCAGUGACAUGAUCAACAACUGGGUUGAGGAGAAGACCCAGCAGAAGAUCCAGGACCUGAUCAGUGAGGACAUGCUGAACGACCUGACCAGGCUGGUCCUCGUCAACGCCCUGUACUUCAAGGCCAAGUGGGACAACGAGUUCAACCCCUUCGACACGGAUGACCGUCCCUUCUUCAGGACGGAGGAGGACAGUGUGGAUGUACCGAUGAUGCACAGAAGCGGAAAUCACCACAUCUUGUUCGACCCGGAGGUCGGCUGCAGUGUGCUGGAGUUACCGUACAAGCAGAGGGACCUGAGCAUGCUGGUCAUCGUGCCGACCGAGAAGGAGGGGCUGAGGCAGGUGGAGGACAAAAUCACCAUGGACACGCUCCGGGGAUGGAGAAACGCCUUGAACAACACGUUUUCUCUGGUGUACCUGCCCAAGUUUAAGCUGGAGUACUCCGUGAGUCUGACGGACCACCUGAAGCAGAUGGGAAUAGAGGACCUGUUCGACUCCAGGCUGGCUGAUCUGUCCGGACUGACCGGAGGCAGGGACUUACACGUGUCUGAGGUCGUGCAGAAGGCGUUUGUAGAGGUGAACGAGAAAGGCAGCGAGGCGGCCGCGGCAACCGGUGUUGUGGUCCGGCUCUUGUCCGCCGACUCCUGGCUUGAAACUCCGCCCACAAUCCGGGCCGACCGCCCCUUCCUCUUCCUCAUCCGGGACAACCGCAACGACUCCAUUCUCUUCAUGGGCAGAGUCACUGACCCCACCGGGGGCAAGGAGUGACGGAGUAGAGCGUCAUGAAAACAAGAAAGGCAACUUGAUAGAGUAAUGAUGAAAAUAAAUACUCACAGAGACAGAAAGCCGUUACCGUUAUCGUGCAAGUCACACGGAAUUUCCUCACUUAGAAAUGACCCUUUUCUGAAUACAUAGUAUAUAAUCUUAAAUCAACUGUCUACCGUGUGCUCUUUGGUAGGAUAAAUUGCUUUUAUUGAAUUGUCAUGGCAGAAGCAGAAAAGGGAAAAAAAGAAGAACAUGCCAGAAAAACAAUAUGUUUUCCCUGUCCGGACCACUGACAACCGUUGAAAACUGUUAAAGCGCCAGUGAAAUAAAAUUUCCUCUCUCA
Branchiostoma floridae (Florida lancelet) is the source of this 1947-nucleotide messenger RNA. RefSeq names its product leukocyte elastase inhibitor-like. Lineage: Eukaryota; Metazoa; Chordata; Leptocardii; Amphioxiformes; Branchiostomatidae. Gene Ontology annotation, molecular function: serine-type endopeptidase inhibitor activity. The record is from RefSeq and is a predicted model, not a curated record.